GAGGGGCCAUAUAAAACCCCUGGAGCACAAGCCAUGCUUUAUCUUGUGACCCGCUCAUUUCUGUCUCAGGCACAGGAAACCCCUAAACUCUUUCAGCCCUGCCCCAGUGCCUGCAUACACACUCUCUCACACCUCAGCGUGCUCAGAGACCAGAAUGGCUGUACGAAGAAUGAAUGAACUCUGGAAAACCAUGGCACUGGCUUUAAUGUUCGGCUUUCUUUUGCUUCACAGUUGUCAGGGACAGGAUCCCACUACAGCUGGUGCUACAACAAGCUCGGAACCAGCCUCAACACCAACUCAGGCAGGGAUGCCAUCAACAGUCUCAGUAUCAAACAUAGCAACAGAUUCGCCAGCAUCCUCAACCCCUGAGGUCAUAGCUCAAAGCACACCUGAACCAAACAAACCAAGUUCCGGUUACACUACUCAUCGCAAUGCUCCAUCAGAAACCAACGCCUCUGGCAACAGCAAUUCCGCCAUCCUGACCAUAUUCUCAACAGCCCAGCCAGAAACCACAGCCUCCAACAACCAUGGUGAAGCGAUACAGGGAAAAGUCUCAAAUCAAGAAUCCAGUCAAUUAGAAUCGGAAAAAAAGACAGAAGAAAAAACCGCCUCUGGGUCUUCUCCUGCAGUUUUCGUGUCUGUGCUGGUGACCGGCUUACUGCUUGCUGCCAUAAUAGUUGGCAUAUACUACUUCAAGUGCCAUCGCCGAACCAACGGCAAAGGCAUGAAACUGGCUGAGGAGUCUUACAUGGCUGACGAGGAGAACCAGGGCAACACUCUGGUGUCUGUGGCCCCUCUGAACCAACCCGAGCCCCAGGAGAAGCCAAGUCUUAAUGGAGAGUCACAAGAAGCAGUGAAGCCCCAAACUCCCCCUGCUGCCACCAAUGGCCACUCGACCACCAAGACGGCAGACACAGAGCUGUGAAUGAGCCGUUCUGCCAACGAGGGUCUGGGCGAAACGCUCAGUUCCUGCUUCUUAAACCCAACUCAAUCUACUGCAUAUUGACCUUGGCCGUCAGAAGGCACGAGGGAGACAAAGACUCAAAUCCCCACAUUUACAUGUAAAUAUGAUGCAAAAUGUUUCAUUUAAAGUCAUACAGAACAAGUAAACACUUUUGAAUCAAAGUAUGGC
This is a messenger RNA of Rhinichthys klamathensis goyatoka, 1132 nucleotides long. It is a transcript of the gene cd34, whose product is annotated as CD34 molecule. The transcript is spliced from 5 exons. Gene Ontology annotation, biological process: cell adhesion. Bases 155 to 925 code for a protein of 256 amino acids. Gene Ontology annotation, cellular component: membrane. The record is from RefSeq and is a predicted model, not a curated record. Lineage: Eukaryota; Metazoa; Chordata; Actinopteri; Cypriniformes; Leuciscidae.